Messenger RNA from Lodderomyces orthopsilosis Co 90-125, 558 nucleotides. RefSeq names its product ethanol metabolism protein. The transcript has a single exon. Lineage: Eukaryota; Fungi; Ascomycota; Pichiomycetes; Serinales; Debaryomycetaceae. Gene Ontology annotation, cellular component: membrane; mitochondrion; cytoplasm. The coding region runs from base 1 to 558 and encodes 185 amino acids. The record is from RefSeq and is a predicted model, not a curated record.
AUGCGAGCAUUUUUCACCAGAUAUAAUCAAUUACUCGUAAGGAGGCCACUUGUUACGAACAUGAUAAGCACUGGCUUUUUGUUAGGAGCCGGAGAUUGUUCAGCUCAGAUAUUAUUUCCUGCAUCUCCGGGCCAACCGUACGACUUUGUCAGGACAUUGCGAGCAGUGGUAUACGGAGGACUCAUAUUUGCUCCAUUGGGAGACAAGUGGUACAAGGUCCUCAAUACCAAGAUCAUAUGGCGAGGCAAGAAUGAGAGAACAAUGUCAACUAUUCUUCGGGUUGCUGUGGACCAGUUGGUGUUUGCCCCCUUCAUCGGUAUACCAUUAUACUAUGCUUCAAUGACGGUAUUGGAGAAUAGAAAACCAUACUUGGAGCAUAUAGUGGACAAAUUUGAAAGUAGUUGGUGGGUGACUUUGAAAAGCAAUUGGUUAGUUUGGCCAAUAUUUCAAUGGUUUAAUUUUUACUUGCUACCAGUGCACUACAGAUUAUUAGCAGUGAACCUAAUCAGCAUCGGAUGGAAUACGUAUCUUAGUUAUGUUAUGCAUAACAAAGGAUAG